GAACGUGCCGGGCCGCGAUGGCUGAGUUUGGCCAGGUCCUGGCAGAAAUUGGUGACUUCGGUCGCUUCCAGAUCCGGCUGCUGGUUCUGCUUGCUAUCCCCAACUUGCUGACGGCCUUCUACAUGUUCGGCCAGGUCUUCAUGGUCCUGGACGAGGCCCACCACUGUUCUGUGUCCUGGGUCAAGAACCAGACUCUCAACCUGAGUGCCACGGAGCAACUGGACCUGAGCAUCCCCCUCAGUGAUAACGGCCACCCCGAGUCCUGCCUCAUGUUCCGGCCACCCCCCGACAACGCCAGCCUGGAAGACAUCCUCGGCCAUCGCUUCAAUGAGACCCAACCCUGCGAGGAGGGUUGGGACUACCCUGAAGCCAGGGCCCCCUCCCUGCUGAAUGAGUUUGACCUCGUGUGUCACCGGAAGAUUCUGAAGGAGACCUCGCAGUCUGUGUUCAUGGCUGGCCUUCUCUUCGGGGCCCUCAUCUUUGGGCCCCUCUGCGACUGGAUCGGCCGCAAGGCCGCAAUUCUGCUACAGCUGCUCCUCUUUGCCCUCGUGGGCCUGUCCACGGCCUUUGUGCCCAACUUUGAGGUCUACAUGGUCAUGCGCUUUGCUGUGGCCACUGCCGUGUCGGGCUACACCUUCAGCAACGUGGCCCUACUUUCAGAGUGGGUGGGGCCCCAGAGGAGGACGCAGGCCGUGGUCCUGGCCCAGUGCGCCUUCUCCGUGGGACAGAUGAUCCUGGCGGGACUGGCCUACGGCGUUCGCAACUGGAGGAUCUUCCAGAUGGCCGGCACGGCACCCGUCCUGUUGCUCUGCUUCUACUUCUGGGUUCUUCCUGAAUCUGCCCGCUGGCUCCUCGCCCGGGGGAGGGUGGAGGAAGCCAAGCGAGUGAUCCAGAAGGCAGCCGCCAUCAACAGGCGCAAAAUCUCCCCUGAGCUCCUGGACCAGCUGGUCCCGGAGAAGACAGGCCCCCGGGGGAACGCCCUGGAUCUGUUCCGACACCCCCAGCUCCGCAAGAUCACCCUCAUUCUCUUCUGCGUCUGGUUUGUGGACAGUCUGGGGUACUUUGGGCUGGGUCUCCAAGUGGGGGACUUUGGCCUGGACAUCUACCUGACGCAGCUCAUCUUCGGGACAGUAGAAGUGCCCGCACGUUACUCCAGCAUCUUCUUGAUGCAGUGGCUGGGCCGCAGGUGGAGCCAGCUGGGGACUCUGGUCCUCGGGGGCCUCAUGUCCAUCAUCAUCAUCUUUAUCCCAGCAGAUCUGCCCGUGGUGGUCACUGUUCUGGCCGUGGUGGGGAAGUUUGCCACAGCCGCCGGCUUCACCAUCUCCUACGUGUACUCUGCAGAGCUCUUCCCCACCAUCCUCAGGCAGACCGGCAUGGGACUGGUGGGGGUCUUCUCGAGGAUCGGGGGCAUCAUCACCCCACUCGUGAUCCUGCUGGCUGACGUCCACGUGGCCCUCCCGAAGCUGCUCUACGGUGGCCUCCCCAUCGGGGUGGGCUUGCUGUGCAUCCUGCUGCCCGAGACGCGCGGCCAGGCUCUGAAGGACACCAUCGCUGACAUGGUGGAGCAUCCCCCGGCAGGGUCUGCGACCUCAGAGAAGGAGGCAUCGACCAGCCCCCCCAGCCCUGGAGGGGACUUCGUGAGCAGCACAUAUUUCUGAUUUUGGGGCCAUACUUGCUGUGCUCAGGACUUACUCCUUGUGCUCAGGAAUCACUCCUUGAAGUUCUUGGCUUGGAAGACCACCCAGGAUGCCAAGGAUCGAACCCGGGUCAGCAUGUGUGCAUGGCCAGCACCUUAUCCACUGUGCUGUUGCUCCAGCCCCUUCUCUGUAUGUUUUAAAAAGCUGCCAGGAGGAGCAGUGGCUUUGCAUUCAGGGGGCCCAGGUUUAACCCCCCACACCGCAUGAACACCUUAGGACUCCCCAGAGGAGGAUAAUCAAAGUGACCCCCCAGACCAGGAUAAUCAAAGUGCCCUGAGGGGACCUGAGUGAGCACUGCCAGGAGUAAUCCCAAACUCGGAGCCAGGAGUGUGACCCAGCCUUCUGUCCCCCUCCAAUAAUCCUACUAAUAAAAGUGCGCU
Sorex fumeus (smoky shrew) is the source of this 2077-nucleotide messenger RNA. RefSeq names its product solute carrier family 22 member 13 (gene SLC22A13). Gene Ontology annotation, cellular component: membrane. The transcript is spliced from 11 exons. Lineage: Eukaryota; Metazoa; Chordata; Mammalia; Eulipotyphla; Soricidae. The record is from RefSeq and is a predicted model, not a curated record. Bases 18 to 1658 code for a protein of 546 amino acids. Gene Ontology annotation, biological process: transmembrane transport. Gene Ontology annotation, molecular function: transmembrane transporter activity.